GUAAGAUGCCUGGGCCAGCCAGAGACUCCCAAUGCAAGGUAUACAGUGCCUGCAUGGUCCUGUCUUGAAGUCCGACAGUUCUGGGCUGCGUCGCACACGAGGCUCAAUGACGACCGUAUGCGUCUAGACCUGCAGUAUGCCUUUCCACCACAAUCGCCAACCCUCCCACAACACCGGCCACCAGAGUGCUGCGCAAGGCCUGCUAGAAGCAGCUCAAACUCUGGGCUCCAUAGGGGCCCCAACCGGUAAUCUGCGCACGGCGGCGUUGGGCACGACUGCUGCGGGCACUGACGCGUUCCUCCCUUCAAAUUCGGCCAGUCUGCAGCAGUUUGAUGCUGCAGCGCUUCCGCCGCCCCAGUCAGCACAUGCCAGCUCUCGACGGGCAGACACGAUAGGCAGGAUGGCGGACCAUCCUUCCUACCAGCAAUCAUCGCGCAUACAAGAGCAAUCCUCGCAAGGAUCCAUGUACAAUAACCCUCCGCCUUCUACAAACAGCGUCCCUGGCAGUCUUCAACCUGGAGCCACUGGUCAAGGACGACCAGUUCCCAUGCCAUCUGCGUAUACGGCGCCAACUGCUGUGCCUCAGAUCAAUACAAAUGCGUCGCAAUAUUCAUUACCGACGCGUUCAAACACCAUGCAUUCCCACUCACAUUCUAGGUCGAGUCCAGCAGGCUUGGACCAGCAAAAAUAUGUCCCCUUCGCGAGCUCCGGUUCAGAUCCUCAAAAGUUCCCUCAGACCCCUCAGCAGCAGAAAUAUUACUCUCCCACAACUCCAACCGUAGGCCACACGAAUUCGCCGCUGGCGCUCGAUCAGAUCAGACCCCGAGCAAAUUCAAACCUCCCAAAUGAUGAGCUUACCGGCACAACGCUUUUCGGGGACUUGAUGGACAAGCAGCCUACGAAUAGCAAUUACUUGGCACCGUGGAGUGUGUUUGCCUUCGACUGGUGCAAGUAUCCCGUACCGCAAGGGAACAGCGCGGGAAAGAUGGCGAUUGGAAGUUAUCUAGAGGACCCCCAUAAUUACAUCACCAUCCUCGACACUCAGAUUGUGCCUCAAGAGUCGGUAGCGCCUGGAGCCCCCAGCUAUGGGUUGGAAUAUACUCGCAUAGCGGAGGCUACUUGUGCUUAUCCCGUGACACGCAUUCUAUGGGAGCCACCGAUCGCUCAGAAACAGUCUACUGACCUGCUUGCAACAUCGGGCGACCAUCUAAGACUAUGGUCGUUACCCCAGAGCACCUCGCCCACCGUCUCAAAUACCAUCACAAGGUCUUCGAGCGUUAACCAGCGCGAACAAGCGCCACCUAAGCUUACCCCGUUGGCUCUUCUGUCGAAUUCGAAAACACCUGAACAUACCGCACCACUCACAUCCCUGGAUUGGAAUACGCUUUCGCCAAAGCUCAUUAUCACGAGUAGUAUAGACACCACUUGCACGAUUUGGGACAUCCCAACACUCACUGCUAAAACGCAAUUGAUUGCGCACGACAAAGAAGUCUUUGAUGUGCGGUUCUGUGCCGGUAGCGUAGAUGUCUUCGUAUCUUGCGGAGCAGAUGGGAGCGUGCGCAUGUUUGACCUUCGUAGCCUCGAACACAGCACCAUCAUUUACGAACCUGCGGAGAAGAAGCCUGAGAGCGACAAAACUAACACUCCCCCUUCUCGGAUGUCUCCCACACGUACACCACAAACAUUAACAGCGGCACCACCUCUCCUGAGACUUGCCACCUCACCGCAUGACUCGCAUCUUCUUGCGACCUUCGCAGCAGACAGCAACAUCAUCCGCAUUUUGGACGUCCGUCAGCCUGGGCAAGCUUUGCUCGAGCUGCGUGGUCACUCUGCUGCGCUCAACGCGGUAGAAUGGUCGCCUUCCCGACGCGGCAUGAUCGCCAGCGGCGCCGACGAUUCUCUCGUCCUCGUCUGGGACCUGCUUCACAGCCAGAACGGCGCCAUUAUCGCUGGUGAGUCUAACAUGCACAACGGCACUACGUCGCACAAUCAGCAUGGCUCGUCGGCUUCGAACGUGAGCCUCAAGGGCCCCGCAUCGAGCUGGUCAUGCGAUUACGAAGUUUCCAACCUGUCCUGGGCUCCUCAGAGCAUGCUGACGGGGCAGGGUGGAGAGUGGGUUGGCGUAGCGGGAGGAAGAGGCGUGUGGGGCGUAAAAGUGUGAUGAUGUUAUGACGAUCUUCAAUGCAUAUGAUCUUCAAUGCAUAUAUAUAUAUAUAUAUAUAUCUAUGAAUGGAUAGGAUCUUUAAAAAAAAAUGCCCAAAGUAAAUUUAUAGCAUCAGCGUGGAUUGUUUUAAGCCAAAAAGCUCUCUCGUAACACAGGAGAAGAGCCAAGAUUGAUAUACAUAUG
Verruconis gallopava is the source of this 2347-nucleotide messenger RNA. RefSeq lists its product as uncharacterized. Gene Ontology annotation, molecular function: protein binding. The coding region runs from base 137 to 2161 and encodes 674 amino acids. Lineage: Eukaryota; Fungi; Ascomycota; Dothideomycetes; Venturiales; Sympoventuriaceae. Gene Ontology annotation, cellular component: nucleus. The transcript is spliced from 3 exons. The record is from RefSeq and is a predicted model, not a curated record.